AUGGACGUCAUAGCGUGUUCUAAGGCCGAGGCGGAUUCCCAGCUCCAGCAGAUUCGCAAAGGUCUGGGGGUUGAGGGAGACGAACAAACCUCCCCGAUCCGGGUGCUGGCCUCUCUCAACCGGACCUUGAAGGUCAUCUCCGACCAACUCUACCAGACACCAACGCAUUUCCUUCUAGAACUGAUCCAAAAUGCAGACGACAACCACUAUCAACCUUACGUCGUCCCUAGUCUCGUCUUAUCGCUCUACGAGAGCGAUAGCAAGCGGUAUUUUCACACCGACUGCAACGAAGUCGGUUUCACGCUUGGUCAGAUCGACUCACUGACCGACGUGGUCAAGAGCACCAAAAGGGUUGAUAAAAGCUCCGGGCAGAAGGGAUACAUUGGCGAAAAGGGCAUCGGGUUCAAGUCCGUGUUCAAGGUGGCCGAUGUCGUCCACAUCGCGAGCGGCCACUACCAGUUUGAACUGGACCGCAACCAGCCGAUCGGCAUGAUACUUCCCAUCCCCUCUCCGUUUCCCUACCCCCGUGCUGAUCUUGUCUCCUCCGAUAAGCACCACACCCAGUUCCUCUUGGAAGUGAAGCGCAAUGACGACUUUCUGGAGAUCGAACGGCAGCUGAAAAAACUAAACCCAGAGCUUUUGCUCUUCCUGCGUAAAUUAAAGCAAUUACGCCUAUCUUUCCCCGACAAUCGCCGCUUCAUCCUCCUCGUGCGUUCCGUUCACUUAUCGAACCGGGAUUUGGGAGGUGGCGGUGGUGUGGAAAUGAUCACGCUCAAGGCUUCCAUCGGUGGUAUCGGCCCGGGUGGCAAUAUGACACAACACAGAGAGAAGAAAUAUGUCAUCUAUCGACACGAAGUGCGCGAUUUGCCCUCAGACCCCGUGAGGGAGGGAGUUUCUGCAUCCGAAGCCAUACUCGCAUUCCCUUUUCGCUCUCAGACAGAUAACGGUUGCGUGCCGGUCAUCGAAAGCCACAAGACGUUUGCUUUUCUGCCGAUCAAUGAUUUCGGAUUCAAGUUCGCCAUCCACGCCGACUUUCUGCUUGUGGCAAGCCGAGAGGCGCUCGAGGAACGACGUCCAUGGAACCUGGCUCUCCGCGACGGCAUUCGCGACGCCUUCCUGGCAGCAAUGCAAGGCUUUGCAUUCAGCAGUCCAGAGGAUCAGCUAGGAGGGUUCCGUUUCACCUGGCCUAAAUACCUUACACGCACGCCCCAUGGCAGUGAAUUCUGGGAUGAACUCUACGCGGAUAUCAUCAAGCAUCUGAGACAGAGGCCACUUCUUGCAUCACAACAUGGACCACCAAACAAGUUUUGCAACCCCAGCACUCUACGGUAUGUGCCUACUAAAUACCGAUUCCAUGGCCGAACGCUAUUUGAGCCCCUUUCCGACGAGUCCAGUCAUGACCACUUAUCAUUUCAGUACGACGACGUCUGGUCUGAACUCGAGCAGCUCGGCGUGCAACCCCUCAGCCUCGACGAGCUAUGCACCGAAUUUGAGCAGUGGCUCGCACGAGUCGACAGCGUGGUGGCGCUCAAGGCCCGGCCGCUCGCAUGGCACGAACAUGUCAGUCGGCUCUUCUAUGGCUGUAAUCCUUUUUUACAAGCAAGGCUGAAAGCAUUACCCAUCAUCCCAUUGUGUGACGGGGCGUGGAGCAAGGUAGGGCCAGGUCAGAAUAUAUAUCUUGAAUCCCCAUUUCACGACGACGACAGCGUGCCAGGAAACCUAGAUAUGUUCAUCGUGAAUCCUGUCGCGUCCCGAAACAAAGCGAGAAGGGAGUUUUUUGAGUUCCUCGGUAUCAAUCAGUACACACCCCGGCAGGUUGGCGAUCUGAUUCUCAAAUUACACCGUGACCCUAAUAGAGGUAUUAGUCGCACAGCGGAAAACCUCAUCCUCGACGCGGCAUACCUCUUCAAGCACCGAUCGCUGCUCCGCUGGUAUUUCUGCAAAACCCCCAACAUCUUCUUCGCCGUUACCAGAAAUGGCGAACGUGCAAACAGGAAAGUCGGUCCCAUUUACUACGACGAUCCCCGCGUACAACCCAAUCUCAUCAACCGGUACAAAUCAUCCGCUGGAAAUCCGUUCUGGGUCCUGGACGACGGAUACGAGGCCGUAAUCUUCACGGAUAAUGAUCCGUCAACACAGGCUCAAAAACAGCAGGAAUUCCCCAACUGGCUGCUGCAGUCUCCCACCAUCUCACAGGUUCCAGAGCUCGUACGGAAUCACCAGCUGACACCAGAGUGGGAAUUCCUCCGCGAUGCCAAUGUCAUUGACCUUCUCCACGCGCUGAAGUCGCGUUACGGGUCCUCUGCCCCUGAGCAGUUGCAGGUCUGGUGUCGGGAUGGGAGCCAGCGGCGUUUGGGUGACCUGGCCCUGCCGACGGAGGAACUUCUGCGGGAGUGUCCUAACAUCGAUUUUGUCGAUCUCUCCGAGGCUGGCUCCACGAAUUCCUGGGAAUUCUUGUCCCGGUUUGGCGUUCUUUGUACAUGUGAUACUACGGCGAGACUGCGCGAACUGCAGGCUCUGAGCGAGAGGUUUCAGCCGGGGGAUGUUAGUAAAGAGGCUGUUCAUGGAAUUUACCGGUCGUUAAAUUCGGAUGGAGCCUUCUUCAACAACAACCGCGUCGUGCUGAUUCCAGACGGGGAGCAUUCAGGAUGGAUAUGUCACGACCGUUGCGUGUGGAACGCACCGCCACUCCUCCAACAGGUUGUCAGGCUCCGUCCGUACUACCAAGAUUGUGAAAGGUUGUUCACGCAGAUCCUAGAGGUAAGACCGGCCAGUCUCGGUGAAGUGGUACACGAAUUCUGCUCCUCAGAGUCCAACAGGGGAAAUGAAAAGUCCGCAGUCCAACGUUUUGAGAAGUUGCUUCUCUUGUUGGCGGAUUUUGAGUCCAAAGGCCCCCCGUGGCUAUGUAAGGAGGAGUUGAUGAGGAUCCGGGCUGCUCCCGUCUUCCCUGUUAUUUGGCACCAGCAGAAAGUAGACGACGCGCCGCAAGAUAAUCCCGCCGCUAUUAUGUGGCGUUCGAUGGACGAAGGCGGCUGGAACAUUCCUGAUGACAUCUUUCUCGAGAGCUUGUUUCGGGGCAUGGUGUAUAUGCUCGGCAUGCCGGUCAGGUCCAUCAUCAAGUCCGCAGACCGCCUGAAGGAAUUGUUCGUGGCGCUCGGUUGCACGGAGAUGCUUCUUUCGGUUUCCGUGGAACAAACGGUUGAGCUGGAUGGGGAUAAGGUGCGAGCGCUAUCCGUGGAGAGGGAGCUCAAGAUCCGGGUUCAGCAUCUUUCCCACCCUCAUGCGCUCAUCCAGGUUUGGCGUGUCCCGUCCAUCGCGAUCACCCGACGCUUGGGCGACGUUGAAAUCACGGCGGAUGAUGGACUCUUAAAAUCCACGUUCUCUCUCUCAAAGUUCCUGAAGCUUGAGCUUACCGACUCCCAGGUUUACCAUUGGUUUGAACACCGCAUCAGCGACUGGACCUUUGCCAAUUGGACCAGCAAGCUGCGCUCCGAGGCCGGGUAUCCCGAGUUUAUGCAAAGUGAGAAAGACUUUAGCGACUUCACCUACCGUGACACCUUGGGGUACAUGAAGACGGAACUCGGCCAACUGGGAAUAGAAACCGAGGCGGGGUGGUCCCGGAGCACGACAUAUCAUCUUGAAGUGAAGACCACGACAGGGGCUGCCAACGAACCCUUUUUUGCGAGCCAGAUCCAGGUCGAUAUGGUAGGUCUGGAAUAA
Molecule: messenger RNA, 3720 nt
Organism: Dichotomopilus funicola
Lineage: Eukaryota; Fungi; Ascomycota; Sordariomycetes; Sordariales; Chaetomiaceae
Exons: 6
Coding region: 1-3720 (1239 amino acids)
Source: RefSeq, a predicted model, not a curated record